AUGCCUUCGGAACACGGUCACAGACUCUACGUCAAGGGCCGCCACCUGAGCUACCAGCGCGGAAAGCGCAACACAAACCCCAACACAAGUCUGAUCAAGAUUGAGGGUGUGGAUGACCCCAAGGCCGCCAACUUCUACUUGGGCAAGAAGGUCGCUUUCGUCUACCGGGCAAAGAGAGAGGUUCGGGGCACCAAGAUCCGGGUGAUCUGGGGCAAGAUUACUCGGACGCACGGCAACUCCGGCGUCGUCCGAGCACAAUUCCGACACAACCUGCCGCCCAAGUCCUUCGGUGCUACCGUGCGCGUGAUGCUGUACCCUUCCUCGAUUUAA
This is a messenger RNA of Rasamsonia emersonii CBS 393.64, 330 nucleotides long. RefSeq names its product 60S ribosomal protein L33. The transcript has 5 exons. The record is from RefSeq and is a predicted model, not a curated record. Gene Ontology annotation, molecular function: structural constituent of ribosome. Lineage: Eukaryota; Fungi; Ascomycota; Eurotiomycetes; Eurotiales; Trichocomaceae. Gene Ontology annotation, biological process: cytoplasmic translation; ribosomal large subunit biogenesis. Bases 1 to 330 code for a protein of 109 amino acids. Gene Ontology annotation, cellular component: cytosolic large ribosomal subunit; ribosome.